Messenger RNA from Pongo pygmaeus (Bornean orangutan), 354 nucleotides. Its product is annotated as small ribosomal subunit protein eS27-like. The transcript has a single exon. Gene Ontology annotation, cellular component: ribosome. Gene Ontology annotation, molecular function: structural constituent of ribosome. The coding region runs from base 1 to 315 and encodes 104 amino acids. NCBI's taxonomy places the organism in Eukaryota, Metazoa, Chordata, Mammalia, Primates, Hominidae. Gene Ontology annotation, biological process: translation. The record is from RefSeq and is a predicted model, not a curated record.
AUGCCAGCACAAAAGCAGAGUUCCGCCUUUCCAGCAGUGAUGACCCACCCACAUGAGAACACGCCUCUCACAAAGGAUCUCCUUCAUCCCUUCCCAGAAGAGGAGAAGAGGAAACACAAGAAGAAAUGCCUGGUGCAUAGCCCCAAUUCCUACUUCAUGGAUGUGAAAUGCCCAGGAUGCUAUAAAAUCACCACGGUCUUUAGCCAUGCACAAACGGUAGUUCUGCGUGUUGGCUGCUCCACUGUCCUCUGCCAGCCUACAGGAGGAAAAGCAAGGCUUACAGAAGGAUGUUCCUUCAGGAGGAAGCAGCACUAAAACACUCUGAAUGAAGAUGAGUGGGAAACCAUCUCAAUA